Molecule: messenger RNA, 669 nt
Organism: Monosiga brevicollis MX1
Lineage: Eukaryota; Choanoflagellata; Craspedida; Salpingoecidae
Exons: 4
Coding region: 1-669 (222 amino acids)
Molecular function (GO): protein binding
Source: RefSeq, a predicted model, not a curated record
AUGGCCUUCAACCGCUCUCGGCCCGGUGCUGAAGCCUGCUGGACGCGUCCUCUCCAGCAGCAUGCCACCUUGACUCGACUGGAAUUGCCGAGCCGACAGCUUCAAUGUGUGCCACCGGCAUUGGGCGCUUGCCAGCGACUGCGCGCCCUCGACCUUAAGAAGAAUCAGCUGACCGAUCUGCCCGCUGAGCUGGCCAACCUGCAAGAGGUAUACUUCAUUUGCAGCCUGACCCGUCUCGACCUCAACAACAACCGCCUGACCAACCUUCCCGAGUCACUGGGUACGGGCGCCUGCCUCUUCCUGACCUCUGUCAUCGCCCAAGGACAAGCUUGUGCUCAUUUUGUCCUCUUUGACAGGGCUCUUGCCUGCGCUUACACAACUCUCUCUGGAUCACAACGAGUUUGUCCAUCCCCCUACCCCAAAGCCAUCCGUUGUCGCAGCUGCUUGCAGGAUAUGCCGGCACUGCGGGAACUUUCAUUGCGCAGCAACCACAUUGCCGUAAUACCAUCGUGGCUCUGGCAGCAUCCGACCUUGCGUGUACUUUCCCUGGUUGAUAAUCGCAUUGGCCAACUAGAGGCAGAUUUGCUCGAGGCGCGAUGUUUGGAGCGCGUUGACCUUGGCCUCAAUCGCUUGGCCUUGUACGUCUCGCGCCCUUGCCCCGUCCAGUGA